AUGCGCAAUGCAAAUAUACUGACCAAAAUAUUUUCUUUUUAUCGUAGAUAUUAUUUGCAAAAAGUCCUAAAUGUUGAGCAGAACCCAGAUCCUAAGAAGGGAAAUCGUUUUCUUCUUGAACUUCAAUUAGGUGUCCAUGGAUCAAAUGAAAGCUUUCGUCUCUCGGAAUAUGUUUAUGCUCCGAUUGGGAAGGAUGAACUCUGUUUUCCAGAAGGAAUGGUGUGGCAGAAAAAUGCAACCAUUUACUUUAUACUCCCUGUGAAAAACCAGGGCAAGUGGGUCCAUCACUUUACAUCUCAACUUGCAAACAUGUCUCGUCAGUCUGGCGACUUAGGAUUCCAUGUCAUUAUUGUGGAUUUUGACAGUGAAGACAUUGAUAUUGAUGAAGCAUUUAGUGUGUGGCCUCUUCAAGACCGUUAUACAUUAAUCAAGUUGAGUGGCCCUUUUUACAAGACACUUGCAAUCCAAAAGGCAGUUCAAGCUGUUCCACAUGACGAUGAUAUUGUCUUUCUUUUUGACCUUCAUAUUGAUGUUCCCAUAGGACUUUUGGAUAGUGUAAGAAAGCACACCAUUUUAGGCAAGAUGGCUUAUGCACCAACUGUUGGCCGAUUAGCAUGCGGAGAGUUUCCAAGUGAUCCCCGUGGUUUUUGGCAGGAUGACGGUUACGGGAUUUUAAGUGUUUUCAAAAAGGACUGGGAUAGUUUUGGAGGGAUGAAUGUUAAAGACUUUACCACUAAAUGGGGAGGUGAAGAUUGGGAUCUGCUUGAUCGCGUGCUUUCUGCUAAACUAGAAGUUGAAAGACUGAAACAGCCUGGCUUGUUUCACUAUUAUCACUCUCGUGAAGGAAUGUGGCAGUAAAAAAAAUUAUUUAAAAAGAAUUAAUAUAUAUCCAAGAUUUUAAGAAAACAGAGGUUUAAGUUCCCCUUGAAUAGAAGUGGUAGAACACAGUUACAUGCAGGUUGCCUUGAAAGUAGAAAUUAUGGAAUGUCUGGGUCCUUGGCGACUGGCCGGAGUGAUUUCAUUUAGUGUCACAACACUUGAUGGAACAUUAUUCUCAAUCAAGUAGACUACUCACCCUUAUAAUUUUUCAGUGAGCAAUAACCAACAAGGCCCUAUCAGGGGUGUUUGGCAAUAUUUAGAUAAAAAAUUAAUGGGAUUCAAGAUAUUUUGGGGGAAAAUUAACGGGACAUGGGAUAUUUAGAUCAGAUAAAACAGGAUAUCAAGUAGGAAAAUCAGAAUUGGAAUUAACUAUUUUUCUUUUUUUUUCCUUUUACAUUUUAAUUGUGAUUUACAUUACUGAGCACUACUUACAACACUGGUGUGGCUACUUGCACAAUUUACAACAGUAAUACAACUACUUAACCUUGUUACAAUACUGAUAGAGUACAGUCCCUUACAUUACUAACAAAACUUGUUAUACAAUGUAAUUACUUACAAACUACUUACACCACUUACGAUACGAUUACAGAUGCUACUUGCAACAAUACAACUUACACUACUUAGGAUUACUUAUCCUACUUACAAUACUGUUGCCCGGGGGGGGGGGGACUCCCACAUAAAAAGGAUGGGGGUGCCUGUGAAAAAUUUUGAAAAUAUCCCCUACGAGGUACCAAGAUGCUGUUUUGUGGACAUGGCUUUAAAUUUAAAAUUUUGAAUUCUAAAACAAAACAUUAUUUCCUGUCAUAUUUUUUUGGCUCAAUACCCGAAAAAGGUAUUGCAAGAGCUCCUGCUUAGGACCUUUUGAGGCUGAAUACCCUAAGAGGCACCAAAACUGCUAUUUUAACCUCUAAAGGUAUGACAAGCACCCCUGUCCUUUUUACAUGGGAGUCCCCCCCUGGGACUAAUACAUGCACAACUUAGAAUAAAAUAUGAUUACUGAUGCUACUUAGAAUUGGGAUUAACAAGAUGCAAGAUAUAUAGGCUAAAUAUUAAUGGAAUGUUGGCAUACUCACACCCCCCUAAUGGGGGCACCAUUUGCUCACAACGUAAAAUAUUUAUAUUUUGUUAUUCAUUGUGCGACUGUAUUAAUGAGACAAGCUCUCAAUAAUAUACGCUAGAGUUUUUAAUAUUUUUUUAUACAAAUUAAAUUUUUUGAGAAGGUAGGUUAAUUUAUAAUUAUUUCUCCUCAUUGAAAUUGUUUAAAAUAAUAAUAAGUGUUCUCAACCUAUUUAUCUCUCCAAAACAAGACAAACUACUGCUCAAGGAUUUUUUUACUUUUCUGUUAUAUAAAAUCUUAGCUCUUUUCAAAAUCAGUAAUAUUACAUCAAUGCUCUUUUUUUUUUACCUUUUUUUACGCCCCUAAUUUUAUUAGAAAAAAGAGGGGGAGCGGUGUCAUUGUUAUUUUUGUUUUGGGGGUGGCAAAGUAUUGUCCAAUGUAAGUAAAGAGAUUGAUUGAUUUAUCUACAGGUGUUGGGGGGAUAGGGAGGUCAGAACCUUCCACCCCCGGUACCCUGUUCUCCCAUUUCCCGUUCCUGAACCUUUAUCUUCCGACUCCCGGCCUUGUCUGUCUUGCUCCCAUCCCCUGAAAAUAAGGAGACUCAAAACACAUUCCUUAGGUGUUUUUUUUUCCCUUUGUUUUCAGCCUUGCUCCUCUUACUCACAUCUUUUGACAACUUAAGUGACAACAUUUCAUGACCUAGGACAUCACCACGGGAAAAUGGUUUCCAAUUUUACCGGAAGUAGGCCUCAGUUUCAACCCAAGGGGAAAUUUUCAUUUUUCUGUUGGUCCAGAAGUCUCAAAAUAAGCUAAACGUAAAUCAAACAACAUUUUGGGUUCUUAUUUUUGAAAGUAUUUUAACACUUAAUAAAUGAUUCCCGCCUUCUUAAAACUCCCGCUUCUCGCCCUUUCCUCUCCCGCUUCCUGCCCUCUCCUAUCUCGCCUACCGCCCCCUAUUCUCCCGGGCUCCCGCCCCCUGUCCCCCCAACCCUAUAAUUGUUAUUGUUUAAGAAUAUUAUGAAAUUAUUGCUAUCAAAUUGACGUACUAUUUGUUUUUAUAUGUAUUAAUUUAUAUUUGAGAAUUAAAGUCAUCAUUCCUUUUACCCCUUGUGAGAAGGAUAAUAUUAAAAGUGAAGCUGCAGAUACA
Messenger RNA from Orbicella faveolata, 3083 nucleotides. RefSeq names its product beta-1,4-N-acetylgalactosaminyltransferase 3-like. Gene Ontology annotation, molecular function: acetylgalactosaminyltransferase activity. NCBI's taxonomy places the organism in Eukaryota, Metazoa, Cnidaria, Anthozoa, Scleractinia, Merulinidae. The record is from RefSeq and is a predicted model, not a curated record. Gene Ontology annotation, cellular component: Golgi cisterna membrane.